Messenger RNA from Geodia barretti, 238 nucleotides. The record is from the annotation of a GenBank genome assembly. Lineage: Eukaryota; Metazoa; Porifera; Demospongiae; Tetractinellida; Geodiidae.
CGGCGGCAUUCAGGUUCUGCGUCAUCAUUGAUGGUGACUGUAGCUUGAGGUUGAAUGACAAAUAUUGGUUGUACACCAGAGUCCAGGGCAAUAUUGGAGAAGAAGAACUCAUUUGGGUCGUUUUCACACAUCAUAUCAUCGUUGAUGAUGAUUCUGUGUGUCUUAGAUGUUUCCCCAACAUUGAACUGCACAAUCUCACCGAUUACAGCAUUAUAGUCAUUAUCUGGAGCACCUGCAA